AUGGAACUCGUUGGCUAUCGCGACUUUUUAUCCGACCAGCAAUUCCUUGCCAUCGUCUCGUUCGCCCUGGUGGCACUCGCCGCCGCCGAUGUCAGCCACCUGAGCAACACCUAUCUGCCGCCCCAGCAGGUGGCCGCCGCCAGCACCUACUCGGCGCCAGUGUACAGCGCCGCCAAGACUUACGCCGCCCCGGCAGCCACCUAUACGAGCCAGUCGUAUGUUGCUCCAGCUGCCUCCUCGCAGAGCGCUUCCUAUGCUGCGCCGGCUGCUAGCUUUGCUGCCGAGUCUGUUGCUGCUCCAGCUGCUGCCUACACCAGCGACGCCUCGUAUGUGGCGCCAGCUGCCAGCUUCCAGAGCGCUUCCUAUGCCGCCCCAGCGCCGUCUUUCGUCAGCAAGUCCUACAGCGCUCCGGCUGCCAGCUUCACCGAUGAUGCCUCCUAUGCUGCUCCUGCUGCCAGCUUCGAGAGCGCCUCCUAUGCCGCUCCAGCUACCGCUUUCGCCAGCAAGUCCUACAGCGCUCCUGCCGCCAGCUUUGCCAGCGAAUCGUCGUAUGUUGCUCCUGCUGCCACCUUCGAGAGCGCCUCCUAUGCCGCUCCAGCUACCGCUUUCGCCAGCAAGUCGUAUGCCGCACCUGCCGCCAGCUUUGCCAGCGAAUCGUCGUAUGUUGCUCCUGCUGCCAGCUUCGAGAGCGCCUCCUAUGCCGCCCCAGCGCCGUCUUUCGUCAGCAAGUCCUACAGCGCUCCUGCCGCCAGCUUUGCCAGCGAGUCGUCGUAUGUGGCCCCAGCUGCCACCUUCGAGAGCGCCUCGUAUGCUGCUCCCGCACCCGUUGCUGCCGCCAGCUACAGCGCCCCGGUGGUGAGCUACUCCGGAGCCAGCUCCUCCGGCAUUGACACCGUCUACGGCUCCAACGGAGGCUAUCGUCCGUUCGCCAUUUGCUCUGCUCUGCUGGCCCUGGCCGCCUUGGGCGUGGCCAGUCCUUUGGGCAACAGCUACCUGCCGCCCCAGGCCAAUGCGUACAGUAGCUACAACUCGGCUGGAUCGAGCGCCGCCGCCAGCUCCUAUGCACCGACGCGCUCGCAUGGAUAUGCCCCAUCAGCCAGCUAUUCGACGCCAUCUCGACAGUAUCUGGCGCCGACCUCGUCUCUGAGCAGCUAUUCGACGGCAGGUGCCAGCAGCUACUCCGCCCCAGCAAGUCACUCAUCCUCGGCCUCGUCAUAUGCACCCGUGGCAGCUCCCUCUCGUCAGUACCUGGCGCCAGCCGCCUCCCACAGCAGCUACUCCGCCCCAGCCGCGUCUCACAGCAGCUACUCCUCCGCUGCCUCAUCAUAUGCACCUGUAGCAGCUCCCUCUCGUCAGUAUCUGGCGCCAGCAGCAUCUCACAGCAGCAGCUACUCCGCUCCAGCCAUCUCCCACAGCAGCUACUCUGCUCCAGCCGCAUCUCACGGCAGCUACUCCUCCGCUGCCUCAUCAUAUGCACCCGUGGCAGCUCCCUCUCGUCAGUAUCUGGCGCCAGCAGCAUCUCACAGCAGCAGCUACUCCGCUCCAGCCGUCUCCCACCGCAGUUACUCCGCUCCAGCCAUCUCUCACAGCAGCUUCUCAUCGUCGGCGUCAACAUAUGCACCUGUAGCAGCUCCCUCUCGCCAGUACCUGGCGCCAGCCGCGCACAGCCACAGCAGCUACUCCGCUCCAGCCAUCUCGCAUAGCAGCUAUUCCGCUCCAGCCGGCUCCCUCAAUGGUUAUUCGUCCCCAGCUCGUUACGCUUCCUCCCAUGGUCUUGGAUUGGGUGCCUUUGCAACAGCUUCGUCCUCGUCCGCUCGUAGUUUUGGGCACGGCUCCGGAGGAUCGCGCCAUGCAAGCGGAGGUGCCUAUGGUCACGGCAGUUCUGCAGGCGGCACUCGCUACGCCUCCAACGGUGGCUAUGCAUAUCGUCAUAAGCAUUAAACUGAUCUCUACAUUAUUAUAAAUCGGGCUAAAGGUUUACAGCUUUCAUAUAUGUAUACACAUAU
Messenger RNA from Drosophila montana, 2006 nucleotides. RefSeq names its product ice-structuring glycoprotein-like. Gene Ontology annotation, cellular component: RNA polymerase II transcription regulator complex. The record is from RefSeq and is a predicted model, not a curated record. NCBI's taxonomy places the organism in Eukaryota, Metazoa, Arthropoda, Insecta, Diptera, Drosophilidae. Gene Ontology annotation, biological process: positive regulation of transcription by RNA polymerase II. The transcript has 3 exons. Gene Ontology annotation, molecular function: transcription coactivator activity. Bases 1 to 1941 code for a protein of 646 amino acids.